AUGAAUGGUCAUUUUGAAGUUGUUGAAUAUUUAGUUUCAAUUCGUGUCAAUCUUAAUGACAGAAACAAUGAUGGAAAAACAGCACUUGAUUAUGCAAAAGAAAAACAACACGAAAAUGAUAACUACAGAAAGAUUGUCAAUCUUCUAAUUCGAUCAGGUGCACAAUAA
Messenger RNA from Trichomonas vaginalis G3, 168 nucleotides. RefSeq names its product protein ubiquitination. Lineage: Eukaryota; Parabasalia; Trichomonadida; Trichomonadidae. The transcript has a single exon. The record is from RefSeq and is a predicted model, not a curated record. Gene Ontology annotation, molecular function: protein binding. Bases 1 to 168 code for a protein of 55 amino acids.